AUAUUGUGGAUGGAAGUGACCUGAAGCAAUUUUUUGACAACAAUUAUUCUCAAAUUUAUUUUAUAUUCUAUGAAAACUUCAUAACACUGGAAAAUAGCUUGAAACAAAAAGGGAAUAAAUCACAAAGGGAGGAGCUGGACUCCAUCCUCUUUCUUUUUGAAAAAAUAUUGCAGCUACUACCUGAGAGGAUUUUUUAUCGAUGGCAUUUUCGCAGUAUAGGGUCGAUUCUGAAGAAACUUUUGCACACUGGAAAUUCUCUCAAGAUAAGAUGUGAAGGAAUCCGACUGUUCCUGCUCUGGCUUCAAGCCCUUCAGACCAACUGUGCAGAGGAGCAGAUACUGAUGUUUGCCUGCCUUGUGCCUGGCUUCCCCCCACUGAUGUCCUCGCGGGGGCCCUGCACACUGGAGAGCCUCAUCAGCCCUCCCACUGCGCCCGACGCUAAGGUUUUUCCAGAAGAAGUAACCCCACUUUUGCCAGCUGUCUCUGGAGAGAAAAUUGCUGAAGACCAGACCUGCUAUUUCCUUCAGCUUCUGUUAAAAUACAUGGUGAUUCAGGCUGCAAGCUUGGAGUGGAAGAAUAAGGAGAACCAAGACACUGGGUUUAAGUUUCUCUUUGCCUUGUUUAGAAAAUACUAUCUUCCUCACUUGUUUCCAUCCUUUACAAAGCUAACCAACCUCUACAAACCUGUGCUUGAUAUUCCUGAUGUGAGGCCAAGACCAGUGUAUGUCACGGCAACACGGAACAAUGAAAGUGUCUAUAGCACAAAAAUCCCUUACAUGGCAGCUCGAGUUGCUUUUAUUCAGUGGCUCGUUACCUUCUUCCUUGAAAAGAAGUAUUUAACUGCUGUUCAGAACACAAAAAAUGGAGGAGAAAUGCUCCCUAAACUUAUUCAGACUGUUGGAGUGACCCAAGAUAAAAUCCCUGAGCUGGAAACCAGUACGUCGCACACGGGUGAGCCGGAACGGAGCCAUUCCAACAGCAGCACCUUGUCUGACAGAAGACUCAGCAAUUCCAGCCUCUGCAGCAUUGAGGAGCAGCACCGUAGUGUCUACGAGAUGGUGCAGAGAAUCCUGCUGUCCACCCGAGGAUAUGUCAACUUCGUUAAUGAGGUGUUUCGGCAAGCUUUUUUGUUGCCCCCUUGUGAUGUAUCUGCGACACGGAAAGUGGUUAAGGUGUAUCAGAAGUGGAUUCUGCAAGAGAAACCCGUGUUCAUGGAGGAGCCAGACAAGAAGGAAGACAACCAGGAUGCUGUUGUCCACUUGGAAGACUCCUCAGUGGAAGCAGAUGGUAAACAUCUUUCCUCCGAGCACUCCAGGCACAAACGUUCCUCCAGCUGGGGCAGAACCUACUCCUUCACCAGUGCUGUCAGCAGAGGAUGUGUGCUGGAAGAUGAGGACAGAGAUGUUAAAGCUGGUGCUCAGGCUGCCUUACAGGUGUUCCUGACAAACUCGGCGAAUGUGUUCCUGUUGGAGCCAUGUACUGAGGUCCCUGUGCUGCUGAAGAAGCAAGUUGAUGCUUGCAAAGCUGUUCUGAGUAUCUUCAGGCGCAUGAUAAUGGAACUGUCAAUGAAUAAAAAGACAUGGGAACAGAUGCUGCAGAUACUCCUCAGAAUAACAGAAGCUGUGAUGCAGAAGCCAAAAGAAAACCAGGGAAAGGACACAUUUGCUCAGAGCAUGGCAGGAUUGCUGUUCCGAACCCUCAUUGUGGCCUGGAUCAGAGCAAACCUGAGUGUUUACAUCUCUCGGGAGCUGUGGGAUGAGCUGCUCAGUGUUCUCUCUGCCCUCACGGACUGGGAGGAGCUCAUCAACGAGUGGGCCAACAUCAUGGACUCCCUGACAGCGGUGCUGGCCAGGACUGUGUAUGGGGUGGAGAUGACAAACUUACCCCUGGAUAAACUCAGUGAGCAGAAAGAAAAAAAACAGAGAGGAAAAGGUGGCAUUUUAGAGCCUCAGAAGACAGCUGUAGUGGGAAGAUCUUUUUCAUUAAGCUGGAAAAGUCAUCCUGAAGUUGUGGAGCCAAUGAGAUUCAGAAGUGCUACAACCUCUGGGGCCCCAGGAGUGGAGAAAGCAAGAAAUAUUGUUCGUCAGAGAGCCACAGCUAAGCGAAGCCAAUCUAUCAGCAACUGUGUCCAUCUCUAUGAGGCUUUGCCAGCUACUAAAAGUGUACCUCUUCUGCUUCACACUGUGAGCUCUCUCUUCCCUGGUAUCUCUUACACUUCUUGCUCUCACAGACUGUCAGAAGUUGAAGAAUCUCAACAGCUAGAAAAUGCAGCAGGAACAGAAGCUGCAGGCCUGAUUGCUGACCAAGAACAGCAGCUAACUCGAAGUAGCAGCACUUCAGAUAUUGCAGAUCAGAUUCCAUCUGAAUUUUUUCAAGGUAAAAAGGGUGGAAGUCCUCAUAGUUCAACCUCAGACCCCAAAUCAGUUCAAGAAAAUAAGGGAUAUGCAAAGAAGGAACUUGAAGCUGAGCAAGUGCUAAUCCGAAGGAGCAGUAGUACAGCUGAAUUAGAUCUGAAAGCAGACUCUCAGCAAUCACUUGGAAAUCACAGAGAGAGAGAGAAAAGUGAGAGUGUGAGCAGUGACACAUCCCUGGGCUAUGGUGCUGACGCAGAGAUCACGCUCAUGCCCUGGCAGGUGGCUGAGGAUGACCAUGAGGUCAAUGUGGAGGUCAGACCAGAGGUGUGUGUGGAUCCUGGCACGCCACGCUGGCUGCAGCUCAGCCCCUCAGACACUGCCAAUCUGACAGACAGUAGUGAAUUCCUUGCUGAUGACUGCAGUAUAAUUGCUGGUGGAAACCUUAUUGGUUGGCAUCCUGAUUCUGCUGCUGUGUUAUGGAGAAGGAUUUUGGGAAUUCUUGGAGAUGUGAACAAUAUACAAUCACCUAAAAUUCAUGCAAAAGUUUUUGGGUACCUUUAUGAACUGUGGUAUAAACUUGCAAAGAUCCGGGACAACCUUGCUAUCAGUGUGGACAAUCAGUCAACUCCCUCUCCUCCCAUCCUAAUCCCUCCUCUCAGGAUAUUUGCAUCAUGGCUGUUCAAGGCAGCCACGCUGCCGAGCGAGUACAAGGAGGGGAAGCUGCAGGCAUUCCGGUUGAUCUGUGCCAUGAUGACGCGACGUCAGGACGUGCUGCCCAAUUCUGACUUCCUGGUCCAUUUUUAUUUCGUGAUGCGACUUGGCCUGACAAGUGAAGACCAGGAUAUCUUAAACACUGUCAUAAAGCACUGCCCACCUUGGUUUUUCUUCCUGGGCUUGCCUGGCUUCACGAUGCUGAUUGGGGACUUCAUCCAGGCAGCAGCGAGGGUCCUGAGCACGGACACGCUGGAGGCUCCCCGUUCAGAAGCUCACACCAUCCUUGGUGCUCUUGUGUGCUUUCCAAAUACCUACCAAGAAAUCCCAGGGUUGGGGCCCAUUUCAGAAGCUGGUGAGAUCAUCACAGGAACUGCAGAUGUGAAGUGUUGCCUCAUUAAUAUUUUAUUGAAGAAUGCUACAGAGGAGCCAAGUGAAGCUGCAAGAUGCAUAGCCAUUUGUGGCCUUGGAGUGUGGAUAUGUGAGGAGCUGACACAGGGCACAAACCAUCCCCACGUGAAGAAAGCCAUCAAUGUCAUAGGUGUGACACUAAAGUUUUCCAAUAAGCUGGUAGCUCAGGUAGCCUGUGAUGUUCUCCAGCUGCUGGUGUCUUACUGGCAGAAGCUCCAGGAGUAUGAAUCCUCCCUCUGCCGGAAAAUUACUGAAAUCCUUGUGGCCACCAUUUCCUUUCUUUUGCCGAGUGCUGAAUACUCCUCCGUGGAAGCAGAUAAGAAGUUUAUAGUUUCACUGCUGCUUUGCUUGCUGGAUUGGUGUAUGGCACUGCCCGUGAAAAUGCUGCUGGAGCCUGUGUCUGCUGGUGCUGUGGAAGAUCAACACACAUCCAGAGCUCCUUUACUGGACUAUAUUUACAGAGUCCUGCACUGCUGUGUGAAUGGCUCCAGCACAUACACACAGCAAAGCCACUACGUGCUGAGUCUGGCUGACCUCUCCUCCUAUGACUAUGACCCUUUUUUGCCACUGUGGAAUGUGAAGAGCUCGGAGCCAGCCCAGUGCCACUCCUCCACAGAUCUGGGCAACCUGCUCACUGUCGCUGAGGAGAAGAGGAGGAGGAAUUUAGAACUGAUACCUCUAACAGCAAGGAUGGUUAUGACUCACCUGGUGAAUCACCUGAGCCACUACCCGCUCAGUGGAGGCCCUGCCAUUCUCCACAGUCUCCUUAGUGAGAACCAUGACAAUUCCUAUGUGGAGUCCUCCGAGCUGUCCUCAGAAGUCUUCCGGAGUCCCAACCUGCAGCUGUUCGUGUUUAAUGACAGCACUCUCAUCUCUUACCUCCAAAUCCCUUCAGAGAAGAAGGCAGACACUGAGCCAGCAGCAGCCCCCUCGGACGUCAGGGUGAUCGUCAGGGAUAUCUCAGGGAAAUACUCUUGGGAUGGCCGAGUACUGUAUGGACCUUUGGAGGGCUGCCUUCUGCAGCAGAGCACAGCUAGCGCCUUUGUGAUCUCCAGCAACCCAGAGCACCACCUCAUCUCCCAGAAAGACAUUCCUCAGGUGGAAGAAGGAGAAGAUGCUCUCGACCAGUUGCUGGAGAAGAUAGGUAACACCAGCCCUGAGUGCCUUUUGCAUCCCCAGUGCAAGCUGAAUGAACCAUCGCCACCGCCCUCUGGGAUGAGCUCUGACCAGGAGCGUGCCAUCACAGAAGCCCUGAUGAGACAGAGUGCCCAGGAAAGAGACUUCAUACUGAAGUGCAGCUCUGACUGCAGCAUGAAGGUGGCCUGUCAGGAGCCACCGUGUCCCACUGAACCUCAAGCCUCCUUUUAUUUCUGUCGGCUGUUGCUAAAUGACUUGGGAAUGAAUUCCUGGGAUAGAAGGAAAAGCUUUCAUCUGCUUAAGAAAAACGCAAAAUUGCUGCGAGAACUGAAAAACCUGGAUUCCCGCCAAUGCCGUGAGACUCACAAGAUUGCUGUGUUCUACAUUGCCGAGGGACAGGAGGACAAGUGUUCCAUCCUGGCCAAUGCAGGGGGAAGCCAGGCCUAUGAAGAUUUCGUUGCUGGACUGGGCUGGGAGGUUGAUCUUUCCACGCAUGGGGGGUUCAUGGGUGGCCUGCAGCGUAAUGGCAGCACAGGACAAACUGCUCCCUACUAUGCUACCUCCACUGUGGAAAUAAUUUUUCAUGUGUCUACAAGAAUGCCAUCAGAUUCGGACGAUUCACUGACCAAAAAGCUUCGUCACUUGGGAAAUGAUGAGGUUCACAUCGUCUGGUCUGAGCACACCCGCAACUACCGCAGGGGCAUCAUACCCACAGACUUUGGGGAUGUUCUCAUUGUUAUUUACCCCAUGAAGAACCACAUGUUUUUCAUAGAGAUCAUGAAGAAGCCGGAGGUGCCAUUUUUUGGUCCUCUCUUCGAUGGAGCAAUCGUGACUGCAAAGCUGCUGCCAAGCUUGAUCUGUGCCACGUGCAUCAAUGCCAGCAGAGCUGUCAAGUCCCUCAUUCCACUCUACCAGAGCUUGUAUCCUUUCUCCCAGGGGGCAAGGCUCCCCGUAGCAGGGUUCUUACUUCCCAGCAUCCUUCUGCAGAGAG
This is a messenger RNA of Acanthisitta chloris (rifleman), 5604 nucleotides long. RefSeq names its product Ral GTPase activating protein, alpha subunit 2 (catalytic) (gene RALGAPA2). Gene Ontology annotation, molecular function: GTPase activator activity. The transcript is spliced from 37 exons. Gene Ontology annotation, biological process: regulation of small GTPase mediated signal transduction; positive regulation of GTPase activity. The annotation marks the transcript as partial. Lineage: Eukaryota; Metazoa; Chordata; Aves; Passeriformes; Acanthisittidae. The record is from RefSeq and is a predicted model, not a curated record. Gene Ontology annotation, cellular component: nucleus; cytoplasm.